This is a messenger RNA of Ornithodoros turicata, 1501 nucleotides long. Its product is annotated as very long chain fatty acid elongase 7-like. The record is from RefSeq and is a predicted model, not a curated record. Lineage: Eukaryota; Metazoa; Arthropoda; Arachnida; Ixodida; Argasidae. Gene Ontology annotation, cellular component: endoplasmic reticulum membrane. The transcript has a single exon. Gene Ontology annotation, molecular function: fatty acid elongase activity. Gene Ontology annotation, biological process: fatty acid elongation, monounsaturated fatty acid; fatty acid elongation, saturated fatty acid; sphingolipid biosynthetic process. The coding region runs from base 65 to 925 and encodes 286 amino acids.
CACCGGGUGCCUACGCAGCAUUAACAUCGUUCUCUCCGGUGGUCAGCGAAGAGUAGACAGCAGUAUGGCAAAUACGUCGAGCUUCCUCUUCAGUGUGUUUCCCGAACGAGAUCCACGAACCAAGGACUGGGAGACGUUGCGGAACCCUAUCUACAUGACGGUUACUCUUGCAACGUACUUGUACAUCGUCAAGAGGUGGGGACCGGAGUAUAUGAAGAAUCGCAAGCCGUACGACCUCAGAAAGAGCGUCAUGGCCUACAACCUGUUUCAAGUGGUGGCUAACGUUUACUUCUUCUCCAAGAUAUUCUACCAUUCUUUCUGGGCAGCUGGUUACAGUCCCAUCUGUCAAGCCCUGACAUUCGGCACGGACUACCACGCCACGUCUCUUCUUCACGCCCUCUACUGGUACCUGGUGGUGAGGGUAGCUGACUUCCUAGACACUAUGUUCUUUAUCCUCAAAAAGAAGUUCUCCCACAUCACUGUACUCCACGUAACUCAUCACACGUUGGUGGCUUUUAGUGGUUGGAUGUUCAUGCAGUUUGGAGCGGACGGGCAAACAGUCCUGGGAGUGUGUCUGAACUCGUUUGUACACAUUGUCAUGUAUUCGUAUUAUUUCUUAUCCGCGUUAGGACCUUCCGUUCAGAAGUACCUGUGGUGGAAGCGGUACUUGACUACGAUACAGAUCGCGCAGUUUGUGUACAUGAUCUUUCACUUGUCUCUUCCUCUGUACUUCGAUUGUGGAUAUCCUCGCUCUUUCCUUCUCAUCAUGUUCCCGCAGGUCAUAUUAAUUUUGGCUCUGUUCGUAAAUUUUUACGUUCAUUCGUACGUCAAGCGCGACGGAAAGGGUAACAUCAGUAACGCUUGUUUCGCGCAGGCGCAGUUGUACACGAGGGGACCCGCGGACGCAAAAAGCAAACGGGGAUAGCGAAGCGGUCAUUGUGAUAAGGUUUGAUAACACCAUGCAAUGCUUGAUCAAGCGUUGACCUUGCUUGGGGAAAAUUGUCGUGAUUGAAGUGCAAAGUUGUAAAUAUGUGCUAGAAUUUCACGAGUGAGUUGACCUCAUUCGUUUCAUUCGUUUCAGAAUUCGUAGAAAGGUGUGGCAACUAUACAGCAUUCACGUCACAGAGUGAAACACGCAUUCCUUUAAAGAGAAGGAGCUCAUCUGUAGCCAUCCACAUAUCCCUCGUGUUGCGCUAAUCCCCUGCUUUUCUUGCAUGUGCAAGCCCGCGCGAAAUAUGUGCGUGAUUUGAAGAUAGUUCCGUUCCAAUAAGCGUUCAAAGUUAGCACAGUUGCUAUAAUGUCUGUCAUUCCCGGCGGUGAAACACUUCAAUGAUCCUCACCAAAAUAGAGUUGUUGCUGUUUGUCAUUUCAUAUAGGGUACCGAAACACGCGCGGUGAGACUCCUCAUGUCAUCAGCAUCAUAUAGUGUAUGUUGUUUGUCACUUGUGGUAGCUUCUGAUGCGCUAAGGCGUGAGCCACUCGCAAGCCACUGCAAUCUCUG